ACCCCGAGGGCUAUCCCAUCCGCUAGACCGGCAAUCAGGCCUAUGACACCAGCUAUGUUGUUAGAGCGUCUGACCGCGUCCGAUUUAGAUGCUAACAUCCAAAUACCCUGUUCUCAUUUCAUGAUUACCGAAGAAGAGUUGAAUAACGUUGUACCUAUAUCGGAUAGCUUCAUAAACGCUAUGGCAGAUUAUAUGGCCAGGAUCCAGGUGCCAUUGACAACUUCCGUGGGUACGAGCGCGAGUACGUCUCGCGAAAUAGAAACUCAAACGACCCCUACAGAGGAGAGUCCCACAGGCAGUUAUAGCAACUUACAGGACUGCUACCAAGAAAUUAAACAAGAGAACGAUGACGAAGACUUCCUAUCAGCGAACUCUGAUAAUGUUGCUUCCAACAUUAAUGAGAUUGACAUAAACGUUGGUACCCAAAGACGUGAUACGGCCCAAGAAGCGAAUAUUGUUAGCUCAACAGUUUCUGAAGCGGUUCCUCCAGAACCAACCCCUCCAGUACAAGAACGGGCAGGUCCUAGCCACUCCGGACGCCACCGCCACCGCCGGUCCCGGAUUCGACCAAUGGAAACAACACAAAGUACUUCAGAACCCGAAAGGAACAGACCGGAGAAAGUCCCGCCGGUACUGAUUAUUCAGCAUUGGGACGAGGAGUGGGUGCCAGUUCUCUCGAGCGACCAAUCCGUCCUGCACAGCGAUCAGCCGCCAUUUAGCAAUGCUUACCUUAGCGGAAUGCCGUCGCGCAAACGAAGAUGCAUCAGACGUUCGCGUCCACCGACAGAUCUCGAUGGCUUCAUUAGUGCAACCUUCAACGAGGUAUCUGGCCGAGUCAGUGAGGGAGACGCCCCAAUCAUCCGCGCCGCAUUCAGGCACCAGAUCCGGCAACUUGCGCGCGCGCAUUCUGCUAUCUUUGAUGCGUCCCCCCCUGAUCUCUACGCAAACACGGCUAGAUUUUUACAUUCAAGCCCGGAGAGAACGAAGGCGCAGCGAGCAAGAUGCUAAUCGGUACAGCGAAUGCGAAACGGACGAAUGAUCGCUCAAAAGAAUGGCACCCACACGAUAGAUAUUAACACGGAUACCAUCGAUUUUAGUACGGAAACCUUAUAACCUGAUUAGGAACAUAGAAAACGCGCUCUUUGAACUAAAAUAAACUAACUAAAGUAGAAAAAGUGUUGCCAAUUUUUAAGUUUUUAAUUUCAGGUUUUAAAAUACAGAACAGUAUGUACUUCUGAGUUGAAAUUUAUCCCAGCAUUGAACUUGAGAAUAAGUCUUAAAUACUGUUUUUUUUUUUUAAUUAUCAGUUCUUUUAAAGUUUUAAUGCAUUGAUCGAUGUGCAACAUCGAAGAGAAUUGUUGCCCCCUUUCUAUAAUCCUGGUCAGGUUAUAAUUACUUUGUUUUGUGAGUUUUUUUUUCUUUUAGUUUCGAUAUAUUUUAGUAAUCUUGCCGUACGUGAGGAAUGAAAGAAAAAUGCGACUAAGUUGCAGUUUUCUUUGCUCAACUAAUAUGAAGAAAAGGUUUCGAUGCAAACUUCCGUAGAUGUGCAACAUAUUUAUAGCUUUGUAGAGAUCUUAAUCGUGAUUUUUGAAGUUUGCAUCGAACUUUUAAAGAGCUUUUACUCCACACUGUUUCCAUAGUAAACUAAACGACUAAUGUUUAAUAUGUUUUUUUCUUAAACUUACGCAUGUAGAUAUAAUUAAUUUUAAUGG
Papilio polytes (common Mormon) is the source of this 1712-nucleotide messenger RNA. RefSeq lists its product as uncharacterized. The transcript is spliced from 5 exons. The coding region runs from base 43 to 1008 and encodes 321 amino acids. Lineage: Eukaryota; Metazoa; Arthropoda; Insecta; Lepidoptera; Papilionidae. The record is from RefSeq and is a predicted model, not a curated record.